This is a messenger RNA of Haliaeetus leucocephalus (bald eagle), 468 nucleotides long. Its product is annotated as cyclin-dependent kinase inhibitor 1-like. Gene Ontology annotation, cellular component: nucleus. Gene Ontology annotation, molecular function: cyclin-dependent protein serine/threonine kinase inhibitor activity. Bases 1 to 468 code for a protein of 155 amino acids. NCBI's taxonomy places the organism in Eukaryota, Metazoa, Chordata, Aves, Accipitriformes, Accipitridae. Gene Ontology annotation, biological process: regulation of mitotic cell cycle; signal transduction by p53 class mediator. The transcript has 2 exons. The record is from RefSeq and is a predicted model, not a curated record.
AUGGAGCGGAGACCAGGGAAGACAACCCAUGCCCGCAGGAACCUCUUUGGCCCCGUAGACCACGAGCAGCUGCGGCGGGACUUCCAGCACAUGCUGCGCGACAGCGGCAAGGGGGCCCAACAGAAAUGGAACUUCGAUUUCCUCCGGAAAAAGGAGGGGCUGACGGAGGGGCUCCUGCAGUGGGAAGAGCUCGAAGGCCACGAUGUGCCCACCUUCUACCACAGCUGCGUGGUGGGAGAUGCUCGGAGACCACUGCAGCCCUUGAACCAGCCCCUGGGCAGCGGGGACAAGAGUCACCAUUUUGCCCAGGUCGCGCUGACUGAGAAACCCAAAACUUCCAAGAAAACAGGGGGCAAGAGGAUCUCGGAAGGGAAGAGAAGAAGACAGACAUCUUUGACAGAUCACUACUCGGCAAAGCAGCAAGUCAAAACGAAUAUGCGCGCGGCUGUGAAGAAGUCAACUUCUUGA